UCGAUCGGGGAGGUUCGUGCCGCGCGCGCCGCGUUGAGAGUGUUCGCUGCGAGCGCGAGUCCCGGUGUCAACAAGGCGACCGUCCGCCUUCACUCGCGUCGCGAACAAGUGUGUCUUUGUGGUGCAGUGAUGUGAUGUGGUUGUGAUCAACGCCCCGGAGUACCUCGCCAGUGUGUGUGUGGUGUGUGUGCUCCUCAAGAUGGAAGCCCUGUCUGGAGGGCCCGUGUGACGCCCUGGACGCCGUCCUGGACGCCGUCCUGGUGGUCCCAGUGUGUGAGGGAGGCCAUGGUGCUGAACAUGGCCUGGGGUGGUGGUGCAGUGGCACGAAGCUGCGUGCUAAGGUGCAGGUUGCCCUUGCCUUGCACAAGGGUGACCUCAUGCCUCACGCUAGUGUUACUAAUAUGUUUCGAGACUGUCCUGCUAUCGACAGUGAGCUGCACGAAAACCUUCACCGUCCAUUGGAAUACAACAAAUCCAAUAUUCCGGAUAGAUAACACAGAUCAUAUUAUCGAUGUUAACAAAGGAAACAUCGCAUUUGAGUAUGAUCAAGUAAAUAUUAUCUGUCCUGUGUAUGUACCUGGUACAGAUGAGGAGAAUGCUGAGAAGUAUAUAAUUUAUAAUGUAUCAAAGGAAGAAUAUGACACAUGUCGGAUCACCAAUCCAAAUCCUAAGAUAAUAGCUGUAUGUAAUCAGCCACAUAAAUUAAUGUAUUUCACUAUCACUUUCCGUUCAUUUACCCCUCAGCCAGGUGGGCUUGAAUUUCAACCUGGCGAGGACUACUAUUUUAUCUCAACAUCUUCAAAAGAUGACCUGCAUCGACGCAUUGGUGGUCGAUGCACCACCCACAACAUGAAGGUGGUUUUCAAAGUGUGCUGCAGGCCAGAAGAUAUGCAUAAUCAGACAUCAAUGAACCGUGUCCCCACCACAUCAAUAAGUAGCCCAUCAACUCCUCGCCCAGUGCCUACAUUUGCGCCCACCUUUGCUCCUCCACCACGUGUAGAGCUUCCCACAGUACGGCCUACUUCGUACAAGGAAAUAGACCUAACAAGCUACAAUGUUAAGUCCACAACAAAGAAAACUAAUGAGUAUGAGAAGCAUCCUAAUGAGGUGGUAAAGAAUGAAGAGCUAACUUACAAUAGUGCAAUUCGAAGAUCAGGGAGCACUCAUGCUCACAGUUGGUUACUGCUGUUGAGUGUUUGUGCUGUGGCUGCAGCACAACGGUGGGACAUGCGGUGAACAAGAGCAUGUUUACCACACUGAUGCAGCAUGUUGGACAUUAUCUGCCUGUGCUGCAAGUGUGUGGGAGGGCUGAUUAUUGGUUUCGGUUCAAGGACCAGAUUCCUCAUCCCUGUUCCUCCUUAAAUCAUAGAAGGAAAGAACUUUACUUUUCCUCUGUGUUCCCUUCAUGCGACACUCAGCCCUACUGAUGUGUCUCAUCUUACCACUGUGAUGAAAGUGAGAGUGCAGAUACCUUGUGUGUUUGUUAGACAUUGCACGCUGUGUGUUUAGUGUCAUAUUUAAUGUGUGCACAAGACUCAAGACUACUUAUGCUUCAUGAAGACAAGAUGUACACAGUGCGUCAAGAUACAACCACAAGGAGCAACCUCUAAUGUUCAGCAAAUUACCUCUGUUUGCUGGGUUAUUCUAAUGAUAAUGGAAAAAGCACCAAAGUCUUGAAUGAAAUGUAAAGUUAGUGUUUUUGCCAGUGAUACUUCUACAUGACAUGUUUUAUCAUUUUCAUUUUAAAAUGUUUUAAUGGUUCAAAUCUAAACAAACGUGGUAUGUACCACAAAAUUUUGUUUCUCUCUUUGAUGUCACGUUAGAUGUUCCUUACAUCUUGCCAUUAUGGUUUGUGUUCUUUCAUUGUCAUGUUACUGUCACUUAGCGUUUUACUACAUUAUUGUUGUUUUGUUGUCAUCAUCAUCGUCAUCAUCAUAAAUUUCAUAUAAAUGUCAUCACAAUUCAUUCAUUGUCAUAUUUUAUUUUUCAUUGCCAUCUCAUUUUGUAUAGUGUAUUGUCAUGUAUUUUGCAUCAAAGUCAUCAUUUUACCACAUGUUCAAAGUGUAUAUAAAAUUAUAAAUAUAUAAAUAUAUGUUUGUAAAAUUUCAUCAGCACUUGGAAAAAGUGUGUUGUGAUAGUAAUUAGGUGUAUGUAUCUAUUUAAUGAAAACACUGCAGUGGAUCAAUCACAAAUUGAAAACUAGGUAGUUAAUUUUGGACUUAGUUUCUGUUGUGGCUUGUUGUGUAAAAAUCCUUUAUUGUUGUUGUUGUUUUUUUUCUUUUGUCUGCUCACACUCGAAAUGUGACAAUAGUUUGAAAUCGUCCUCUUGCUUUUUUAAAACAAUCUUUUGUACAAGAGGAUUUUACCUUCGAUUCUUCAUAUCAUGAGGUAAACAAAGCAAAGAAUUUUCAUAUCAUGAGUUAUCUCUCAGAGAAGCUGAAGACCCUCUUUUCUCCUUUGAUGAAAAUGUAAAAAAAAAUUUAUGUUAUAAUUUUAAUGUAAUAUAUUUAUACACACAACAAGCCACUCCAUUUUGUUCUUUGUAACAGCCAUCAAACAUUUAUAGCUGACUUUUGCAGUCACUUAGAUUGAAAAUAAAUUUAAAACACAUAAUUCUGAUUUACAUAGGAAGAAAACUGUCUAAUGCCCCCAUUGUAAUUAUUGUAAAUACAGUGGUAUAUAAGUAUUUAAGUGCCAUAAAUGGGUAUGUUUUUCUGUACUUUUGUUCAUUUUCUUAGUAUUCAACACUUUCAUGAAUUUGAAUGUAAAGGAUGGAAUAGUGAAGAAAGUUAAGUAACAUCACUGAAGCUAAAUCAUGUUUGGCACUAAAAGCUGCAAAAAACCUGGUGAUUUGUUUGGAGGAAUCAGGUAAAUUGAUUUUCUCAUUAGCAUCCUCCCUCUUUUCCACCGCUGAGUGAGCCUCCCUCAAGUAGAUGCAAGUUAUGAUGGUUCACAGGCGGUUGAAAGGUUUUAAACACUUCUUACUCACAACCUGAGCAUUCCAGUGGUGAUGUCUGCUGUGGAGCUUGUUGCAUACUUUGUUGGACCAAUUAGACGAUGGAAUUGUUAUGUAGUAGCUAACACGGCACCCAUAUUUUUAUCAGUAUUGUGGUGUCACUGUUCCGUAAUUUCAGUUACUGCCGUCUUUGCAUCUCAUUGUCAGAUUGAAAUUACUGGUCUCUGCCUGACCUGUUCAUGAUGGCUGGCCUGCCCCUUUCUUGCAAUCAUUUCAGACCCUAUGGGCAUGGAUGACAGUGUAGUACUGCUGAAUUCUAGCUGCUUCAUUAUAUACCUUCUCAAGAAGAACCUACCGCAAAAAUGUCAAUUUCUUACUUUUGCUCCAGUUGCCGCAAAAAUAGCUAUGUUUUUAAAACUUGAUUCUGUGAAGACAUGCCAACAUAACUGCACUGGUGAAUGAUUCUGUAGUGCAUCUCAUUUCCCUCGUAGAAAAGAUAGAAUAAACUCUAAUAGUACUCUACCUAUCAAAUUGCAACAAUAUUUCUCACAAAUUCAUCUUUUGGUACUUAUAGACUGAAGUAAUGUUGCAUGGUCCAUAAAUUUAAGAUGCAUUAAUUUGAGAAAAGAUUUCGUUGAGCCUUUUUUUUCCUUUGUCCAAAUCAUAUUCCAAACCAGAAUCUUUUAACUAGAAUCUGAAUUGGAGAGUAUAUUUAUUUUUUUAGAAGAUAAAUUUGAAAAUUGGAAUGGGGUGAAAAACGUUUUCAAUUCUUGCAGUGUUUCACAUGAGCUUUAGGUGUUCAUAGUGUGAAAUUUGAAUGAUGAAUUUGUUAUUGUAAUGAUGUAAAAGUUACAACUGUUACUAUUGUUAGAUGAAAUGUUUUUUAUGUCCUCUGUAUGGCACAAGAUGAUUCUCAAGAUCUUUUUUAAUUUUAUUUUUUAUUUAUUAAGUUUUGAGAAUGAAUCACUUGACUAGAAACUUAGCUUUUGCAUAAAUAGGAUUUUGUUUUCUGCAGUGGUUAUGAGCAAGAGUAAGUAAGUACUGAAAAAUUGUACAUACUGAUAAAAUUGGUACAGCUCUCUUACUCUUGCUACUAAUCUUCCUGUAGUGAUGAGUUUCUAUUUAUUGUGGUUCAUUAAAAUUGAAUGGAAAUGCCUAAAUGUUAUCUUCUCUUUUGGUUGAUCGAUCUACAAAAACUCAUUUUUAAAUCAGGUUUGAAGAGAUCCGUUUGUGAUUUGUUUUAAGUGUUACUUUAAACUGCAGAGAAAUGCAAAAAUGCCUACAUCACCUUGAACAGAGGUAUAUUUUUUUGUGAAAAAGAAAAAUUAAAGGUUUAGAAAAUGCUCAAGCACUGUCUGUUCAUGUGUGAAAGCAAAAACUGGCGCCUACUGAAUUAGAGGAUCCAUUUUAAUCAGUCAAUCAUAAGUUAUCAAACGUUCCCUGCUAUUGUUUCCUUUUUGUGUAAAUAAGGUCCCCGUCCCUGUUUGUUCAUGAAGUGCUGCUAGAUUGUUUUCCACAAGCACAACUAUGUAUACAAUUCCUUUGUUUCACAUUCCAUCCUCUUUCUAGCUAUUUUUCAUUUACAUGUAUUUGGUUAUCAUUCAAUCUCCCCAUCUUUUCAUCUGUUUUGUGUGCAGAAAAUGUAGCAAAAGUAAUUUAAAUCAGAAGUUGGUGUUUUUCCUGUUGCAUAUUUAUAUUCACCACCUUAUGUCACUGUACACUAUACAUUGUGAAAGAAUAUUUUAUAACUGACUUUUGUACAGAAUACAUUAUUGUAACAUGAA
Thrips palmi is the source of this 4740-nucleotide messenger RNA. It is a transcript of the gene Ephrin, whose product is annotated as ephrin-B1. Gene Ontology annotation, biological process: axon guidance; ephrin receptor signaling pathway. Gene Ontology annotation, cellular component: plasma membrane. Gene Ontology annotation, molecular function: ephrin receptor binding. The record is from RefSeq and is a predicted model, not a curated record. The transcript is spliced from 6 exons. NCBI's taxonomy places the organism in Eukaryota, Metazoa, Arthropoda, Insecta, Thysanoptera, Thripidae. Bases 286 to 1236 code for a protein of 316 amino acids.